ACGCCCACUGAACCGCGCCCCGCCCACACGCGACUCGACUCUAGUCAGUGCGGGUGAUCAGCGCGCGCCGCUCACUGUCUCACCUGCACGCGCCAUGAGAGCACGUCAUUCCGUGAUAUCUGCGCGUGUGUAAAGGCUCAUGGAGGGCGACGGGUCCGGACGGGCUCCGGGUGAUCCGGCAGCGGCUCCCGCGAAGCGUCAGGCGGUGAAGAGGCACCAUCACAAACACAACCUCAAACACCGGUACGAGUUCCUGCAGACCCUCGGGAAGGGCACGUACGGACGGGUGAAGAAAGCCAUGGACCGAUCCGGCAGAACGGUGGCCAUAAAGUCCAUCCGUAAGGAGAAGAUCAAGGACGAGCAGGAUCUGAUCCACAUCCGGCGGGAGAUCGAGAUCAUGUCGUCGCUCAGUCACCCUCACAUCAUCACCAUAUAUGAAGUGUUUGAGAACAAGGACAAGAUCGUGAUCGUGAUGGAGCUGGGCAGUAAAGGAGAUCUGUACGAUUACCUCAGCGAGAGGCAGCGCAUCUCUGAGAGCGAGGCCAGACACUUCUUCAGACAGAUCGUCUCGGCCGUCCAGUACUGCCACCGCAACGGGAUUGUUCAUCGUGACCUGAAGUUGGAGAACAUCUUGCUGGACGACAACGGGAAUAUAAAAAUCGCUGACUUUGGGUUGUCAAACCUGUACCAGGGCGAUAAAUUCCUGCAGACGUACUGCGGCAGUCCUCUGUACGCUUCCCCGGAGAUUGUGAACGGCAGGCCGUACAGAGGGCCGGAGGUGGACAGCUGGUCUCUGGGCGUCUUGCUGUACACACUGGUUCAUGGAGCCAUGCCUUUUGACGGACAAGACCAUAAGAACUUGGUCCAGCAGAUCAGCACCGGAAACUACCGCAAACCCACCAAACCAUCUGAUGCUUGUGGUUUGAUCCGCUGGAUGUUGAUGGUGAACCCAGAGCGCAGAGCUACGUUGGAUGAGAUUGCGGGUCACUGGUGGCUCAACUGGGGCUAUCAGCUCCCUCUACAGGCUCAGAAUGAGACCGCAGCUGUACAUCAGGGGCCGGGACACGUGGCUGCCGCGUGUCAAACCGGUGGUCCGACUCGCAUCGCAGACUGGCUACGUCGCACCUCUCGUCCUCUUCUGGAAAACGGUUCUAAGAUGCGCUGCUUGUUGCGGACAGGUGGGGCCGCUGGGGGAGAACCGGUCCAGCGACAGCGCUCCAUACGCAGGUCGCGCAAAGAAAACAACGUCUCGCAGACCAUGCAGGAUGCUCCUCGCCCAUCUAAAGGCAUUCUAAAGAAGCGGGGCAGCCUAAAACAGAAAGCGCCCAGUGACUCCCAGACUACGCCCUUGGAGGAGAAAAGCCCAAACACUUUGGCAGCGCCAGUUCCGCCUCCACCUCCUAAAGGCAUCCUGAAGAAGCCUUCAGAAGGUGAGUCAGGCUAUUACUCCUCAUCCCCGGAGAGCUCCGGACAGACUCUUGGGAACCUGUCACCUGUGCAGCACCGCAAGGGCAUUCUCAAACGCCACGGCAAGUUUUCCGGAGGCCUGCAGGAAUUCGGCUCACUGGACCAGCUUUCACCCUCCUUACCCACAGUGGUCAACAGAUCCCGACCAAGUGGGGCAAUCAGCGAGGACAGCAUCCUCUCCUCAGAGUCUUUUGACAGACUUGACCUACCUGACCGCGAGAUUCCGGUCGCCCCUAUGGAGCGUCCAGCAGGGGGACGGAGGAUGCGAGGAUGUGUGUCCGCUGACAAUCUCCUUGACUUGAGAGAGGACAGGCCAGGGACUCAGCUCCAGGGACACUGGGAAAUGGACAUAGCCUGCUACCGUGCAGGAGUGUCCGAUAGCGUGUUUUCAAUCUCUGACUGUGAAAACGUCACUCAGACUUACAGGCAAGCCUUGGGAGCAACUGCAAGUUGAGAUGAACGACGACUGUGAAGUGCAGAAUCUGUCCGAGACACGACGCAAGUCGUUGUGCUUAGAAAGUUAAACAGUUUGGAAACAAGGGAAGUACUUGGAAGCGUUCCUGAGCUAUGCCAGAUGAAUGCUGGUAUGGGAACAGUUUCAGGCCAGGCAGGAAAUGGGUCUUGACAGAGGACAGGAAGUCCUGUGCGUCAGACUUGUUUAGGACACUCAUUUCAUUCCGAGGGAACAGCAGUUUUUGGUGCAUUCGCAACAUGUAAAACGGCUGCUUUUAUAAUGAAGACUUGAUUUGAGAAAAGUGCCUUUUAUUUCGUCAACUGCCCAAAUGAUGAACAACUAACUUGUUAUCUUUUGAAAUGUUUGUGACUUUUACAUGAGUGUUUAGGGUGUUGAAACAGUACCAAAGAUCCAUUGUGAAUUUAGAUCAUCUGUUUGUUUUAAAGGUGAAUAUUGGUGGUAGAUUACAAACAUUUAAAAGGAUACAUACAAGGAUUGACUUAAGCGCUCUUUAAGAUCGUUCCCGCCAAUUUCUGACUUUUACAACAUGCCAUUAAACUGCUCAGAAUUCACAGGUGUGACGGAUACAGUGAACUAUUGUCUGUUUAUGACUUUAUGUAGUCUACACUUUAGUUUUGUGUCUGUUUCAUGUUUGAAUUGUGCAGAUAGGAGUGUUCAAACUGCUUCCACAUCCGCAUUUAUUAAGGAUAGUAAAAUACGGCAUGACUUCGCAGAAUAAUUUUGAGAAAUGUGUUGAAAUGGUGGGGUUUACUGUUUAGGGAAUCUGGAUGUUUACUUACAAUUGUAAAGGCAAGUUAAGAAUUCGUUGCAAUGACAUUUGUCCAUUUGAGCAGCAGUGUGAUCUUUGCAGGGGUUUCAUGGCUUGUGAUAACCGAGGUUAUGCGGUGUUUUUCUUCUGUUUGGUGUCAUAUUUGUUUGAGUUACUGCAUGCUUACUUGCCAAAGUGCCUGAUUUAUCUGCCCUGAUGUCUCUUUGAAUCAGUGGACCAAUAAAACAGCACAAAUGAAGUUGAAAA
Messenger RNA from Ctenopharyngodon idella (grass carp), 2957 nucleotides. RefSeq names its product NUAK family, SNF1-like kinase, 2 (gene nuak2). The record is from RefSeq and is a predicted model, not a curated record. Lineage: Eukaryota; Metazoa; Chordata; Actinopteri; Cypriniformes; Xenocyprididae. Gene Ontology annotation, biological process: intracellular signal transduction; protein phosphorylation; microtubule cytoskeleton organization. The coding region runs from base 140 to 1921 and encodes 593 amino acids. Gene Ontology annotation, cellular component: cytoplasm. The transcript has 6 exons. Gene Ontology annotation, molecular function: ATP binding; protein serine/threonine kinase activity; tau-protein kinase activity.